ACGUCGGACGCGCCGGACCUUCUUCGCCAGACCAUGUCCCGGCAAGAUGCGAGCGCCAACGCUUCCCCAUGGGUCGUUGCUUCCCGGCGAACCUCGAGGCCGGCAGAGGAGCCGAGCGGCAGAGGUGGCGGCUGGAGGGAGACCCCCGGCCGCCGGCAGUCUGCGGCCGCCGGUCUCUGGGAACCGCCGCUCUGCUUUGGGCUGAAGAGCGACUGGGUCGGCGCGGUGAUCGGUCAUGGUGGAUCAAAAAUAAGAGACAUCCAAAGUACAACAAACACCAAAAUACAAAUAAUAAAAGGGUAUCCCGAAGCAGAAGUCAAAAUUUUUGGCAGCAAGAUGAUGCAGACAAAAGCAAAAGCCGUGAUAGAUAAUCUUGUUAAAAAACAAGAAAAUUAUAAUUCAGAACCCAGAGUUGAUAUCGUUGCACUCCACCCUUCUGCUGGAGGGGGUGUAAGGGCAAAUGUCAGUGUUGUCACGGAAGAUCAGCCAUUGAUUGACUGGGAUCAAAUUCGAGAAGAAGGUUUGAAAUGGGAAAAAAAAAAGUGGGCAGAUUUGCCUCUAAUUAAGAAAAACUUUUACAUGGAGUCAGAAACAACAAGUUCAAUGUCACAAAUGCAAGUAGACAAUUGGAGGAAGGAAAAUUAUAAUAUAAUGUGUGAUGACCUGAAAGGUGGUGAGAAACGCCCUAUCCCCAAUCCCACAUGUAAAUUUGAGGAUGCCUUUCAGUGUUAUCCUGAAGUUAUGGAAAACAUUCAAAAGGCAGGUUUUCAAAAGCCAACACCAAUUCAGUCACAGGCGUGGCCAAUAGUUCUACAAGGAAUAGAUCUUAUUGGAGUAGCCCAAACUGGAACAGGGAAGACACUGUCCUACUUAAUGCCUGGGUUUAUCCAUCUGGACUCUCAACCAAUAGCUAGAGAAAAAAGGAAUGGACCUGGCAUGUUAGUCCUCACACCCACUCGAGAAUUAGCUCUUCAAGUGGAAGCUGAAUGUUCUAAGUAUUCUUAUAAAGGUCUUAAAAGUGUUUGUAUAUAUGGUGGUGGAGAUAGAAAUGGACAAAUACAAGACCUGACAAAAGGUGUAGAUAUCAUUAUUGCAACUCCAGGAAGAUUGAACGAUCUGCAAAUGAAUAACUUUGUGAACCUGAAAAGUGUAACCUACUUGGUAUUAGAUGAAGCCGACAAGAUGCUGGACAUGGGAUUUGAACCCCAGAUAAUGAAGAUUUUGUUGGAUGUGCGCCCAGACAGGCAGACUGUUAUGACAAGUGCAACGUGGCCAUAUUCUGUCCGUCGACUCGCACAAUCUUAUUUGAAAGAGCCAAUGAUUGUAUAUGUUGGUACUCUGGACCUAGUUGCUGUGAGUACCGUGAAGCAGAAUAUAAUUGUCACCACAGAAGAAGAGAAACGAUCUCACAUCCAGACUUUCCUAGAGAGCAUGUCUCCCAAAGACAAAGUCAUAGUGUUUGUCAGCAGAAAAGCUGUUGCUGAUCACUUAUCAAGUGACCUCAUUCUCCAACAUAUAUCAGUGGAGUCUCUGCACGGCAACAGAGAGCAGAGCGAUCGAGAGAGAGCAUUAGAAAACUUUAAAACAGGUAAAGUGAGAAUACUGAUUGCUACUGACUUAGCAUCUCGAGGGCUCGACGUGCAUGAUGUCACACAUGUCUAUAAUUAUGAUUUUCCCCGGAACAUUGAAGAAUAUGUGCACAGGGUAGGGCGCACUGGAAGGGCAGGGAGAACUGGAGUGUCAAUUACCCUUCUCACUAGAAAUGAUUGGAGAGUUGCCAAUGAAUUAAUUAAUAUUCUGGAAAGAGCAAAUCAGAUUAUCCCAGAGGACCUUGUGUCAAUGGCUGAAAGAUACAAAGCAAAUAAACUGAAAAAAGAAAUGGAAAAAAAGUUGGGAAGACCCCAAGGAAAACCCAAGAAGUUUUAUUAAUGUCUGUGUUGAAGUGGUGCAAGCCGACUUACAGAAGAAUUCAAGAUUUUUUAGAGAUGUACUAUUUAAGAUAUAUGGAAGUAUUGGAAACAAGCUGUCAGUAUGAAGAAACUUGACUAAUUCUUAAAAUAAUAGUGUUUAAAAAUGUAGAAUUCAGUAUUUUAUACUUUCUUUAAUACAGUCAAGAGUAUUUAAACUUGAAUUUUUUUCCAUGGAUAUUAAGAAGUGUAGCAUUAAAAUUUUUUGACUUUUCAUUAUCUUUUUAUUUAAAAAACAUAUUUUGUCUCCUGUAAUUUUUCUGUAUUGAGGUCUCUAAAGGGUUUAAAGUUUGUUCAGAUG
This is a messenger RNA of Equus quagga, 2268 nucleotides long. It is a transcript of the gene DDX43, whose product is annotated as DEAD-box helicase 43. Lineage: Eukaryota; Metazoa; Chordata; Mammalia; Perissodactyla; Equidae. The record is from RefSeq and is a predicted model, not a curated record. The transcript is spliced from 17 exons. Gene Ontology annotation, molecular function: RNA binding; ATP binding; RNA helicase activity. The coding region runs from base 34 to 1929 and encodes 631 amino acids.